AUGCAGAUGCUAGAAGGCCAGUCGCAUGCACCACAGCAAGGCAGAGAGCUGAGCGCGCUGCAUCGCCAGCGUGGAACAAGGAAGUCUCUUGGACCAGGUUGGCCUGAAAAGACCGGGCCAGGCUGUGAUUCUCACCACAAGAUCCGAGCCUGGCGCAUCCGCCCGGGCUGUGCAGGCGUUGCUGUGAGGAUUAAGGAUGAUGGACAUAAAGUCAUUUACUUGCCUAAAGGGGAGUCGGUGAAACUGGGCUGCCCCUUUUCUUCCGAUCCUGAAGAUAACACCCCGGAUAGCGACUGGGACAUUCAGUGGAAGCAGCUGAAACCUGGUCCAUACUCCCAGUACAACCCGCUCCUGGGUUAUCAUGACCACCGUAUCAUCUACCCGGGGCCUCCUGAAUUCCAGCAGCGGGUGGGAUUCACCUCCACAGAUCCCAGCCUGUACGAUGCCUCCAUGCAGCUCCAAGAUCUGCAGAUUAGCGAUUCUGCAACCUACGAAUGCAUAGUGAAAAAGACCACUGAAGCUACCCACAGAGUGACCAUCAACGUUCAAGAAAGACCAGCACAGCCUCAGUGCUUGAUAAUUGGCGAGGUGGCAUACGGGCAGGACAUCACUCUUCGUUGCUUCACUUCCCUGGGCUCUCAGCCGCUCAGCUACCGUUGGUCCAUGUUGCAUGGAAGUAAUUUCAACAAUUGGAUACCUUCAGCAAGUGAGUGCUCUGUUCCCGGGGAUCUUCAGAUCAGCGACUUGUGCGAUGACCACGUGGGCACCUACCAGUGCAGCGUGGGCAACAGAGUUGGGGUGGCCUACUGUUCCGUGGAUAUUUAUUUAGGAGGAGGUUGGAGCAAAGGCUGGAUCAUCGCGGGCUCCCUGAUCAUCGCGCUGCUGGCCCUGGCACUCAUCAUCGGGGGCGUGAUCUGGUGCUGCUGGUGCUGCUGCGGCAAAGGUGGCGGUGGCUGGUGCUGCGGGGGGCAGUGCCCCAGCUGCUACUGCGGGAAGGAGUACUGCUGGGACUGCUGCUGUUCGUGCUGCUCGAAUGACAAGCCACAUCAGGAGUAUUCCCAGACCAAGGCCAGCGACAUCUGUGUGGAUGCUGAUGCUCCUCCAAGCAGACCGUGCAGCCAGGUGAUCAGCCGAGCCAGCAGCCUCCAUUCCUUGCUCGGCUACCAAACGAAGGGCGUCCAGUACACCCAAGGCCGCAAGUACACCCCUCCCAUUGUCCAAGUCAAGAUGACCUCUCCUCCGGACAGCGACGUGAGCGUCGUCCUGCCUCUCGAAAUCCCCUCUCCUCCAAAUUCGGAAGGGGACAUUUCAGAACCCUACUACCCCCCGAAAGGGGGCACCACCUACCCAGACACAGACCCCUGCCCCGACCAGAUUAAGGGCGAUAGCACCAAGGGCUCUCGGUCUCACAUCUACUCCGAGCCGCACAAUUUCACCUCGGCCAGUUCGGAUCCAACUGGGCUUCGCUGGAAGGAUGGAAACAGCAGGCAAUACAAGGGGACGGUGCUUAUGAUGCGGUCUUCAAGCAGGGAAGGUCUUUUGAUAUGAGCCAG
Molecule: messenger RNA, 1553 nt
Organism: Candoia aspera
Lineage: Eukaryota; Metazoa; Chordata; Lepidosauria; Squamata; Candoiidae
Product: V-set and immunoglobulin domain-containing protein 8-like
Exons: 8
Coding region: 1-1548 (515 amino acids)
Cellular component (GO): intracellular anatomical structure
Source: RefSeq, a predicted model, not a curated record